GCUCCUCCCCCUCCACCCGCUCUGCCCCUCCUGGGCCGUGUGGGCCGGGCAGCCAUUUUGGGAAGAGCUUUGUUAUGGUUGUGGACUCUACACCUCUGCCGGAUCAGGAAGCUGGGGACGCGCCCUCAGACGCCGCGACUGGUCCCUAGCUCUAGCCCCGCCGCUGCCCGUGAUAGAUUCUCGUGGCCUUUAAAAUGAUUGAAUAACGAUGGACAUGGAUGCAAAGUGACUUCUCUACUGAAGCAGAAGAUUCUUAUUACCUUCCAUUAACUCAGUUUAGUCUUCAAGAAGGGGCAGAACGACUGAAAUACAGAAAACUGAAGAGAAGAAAACCUCACUUUGGAACUUUUUCCAUGACUGUUCCUUAAGCCCUAUCUUUCUACUUGUUUUAAUUUUGCUGUGAAUUUAUAAAUAGUGAAGACCAAAGAAAUAGAAGAAACAUUUGAGAGCUUUAUACCAAGAAAUUUGCCUUGAGAGCUGCUAUUCUUCGGAGGGAAAAGCAUAUCAAGUUCCUGUCUGAUUUUUUUUGUUGUUUUUAAACAGGUUUCUUAUGUCCUUAGAUUUUGAAGGAUAAGUCAAAUAUAAAUACAUACCUGCACACUAUUUUUAGCAGCUGUGUAAGAAUAAAGAGAUUUGUAAAUUAAGGGCUUUGUAAUGUGGAUGUUUUGCUACUAGAGUUGACUACUCAGAAGAUCUUUUAGAGCUCUUCAGUGUUUUAUUUUUGAUCUAUCACUUCAAUGACAUUAUUUGCCCAAACAAAAGUCCAUCUGUCUUUCUAAGCUAUGACCUUUUUGUGAACAGUGUUUGAAUUCAAUGUGCAAAUGUCCAUGUAUUAUCUAUUUAAGCAACAUCAUAGGGCCAUCACUCAAGGAAGUUGAAUGAGGUGAACAUUGAUAUAGCUCUUUCCCCUUCCCCCUAUUUUUUAAAUGUAACAAAUACUUUUUAUGUUCCCCUCCCCCUUCCCCUUUCCCCUUUCCCCUUUUGGAAAAGUGUCAGGAUCUAGAUAGUUUAAGAUGAGCAAUUGAGGGGACUGAGAAAUUGAUCCACACAGAGCCUGGCUGCUUUGUGCUUCAUCAUAAGGUGUGCUGCUGCCCAGCCUAAUUUUAAGUACCCUUUUAACAAGAGAACCUCGUGGAAAUCCAGCCGGCAGACUCAAGGAGUUCAGGAAACAGGACCACAGAGGUUACGCUCUGGGAUCCUGGCCAUGAGGUUGGAUGCCUCACCUUGUUGAAAAGAGACACUGGACCUAAAUGGCGCAGCAUGACUUUGUUCCUGCUUGGCUAAAUUUCUCAACACCACAGUCAGCUAAGUCACCUACAGCCACCUUUGAAAAACACGGAGAGCACCUACCCCGAGGAGAUGGUAGAUUUGGAGUAAGCCGUCGUCGACAUAAUUCCUCUGAUGGCUUUUUUAACAAUGGACCUCUACGAACGACAGGAGAUUCCUGGCACCAGCCCUCCCUGUUUCGGCACGAUUCUGUGGACUCUGGUGUCUCUAAGGGAGCAUAUGCUGGAAUCACAGGGAACCUAUCUGGUUGGCACGGCUCUUCCCGAGGUCACGAUGGCAUGAGCCAGCGUAGUGGGGCUGGCACAGGGAACCAUCGCCACUGGAAUGGCAGCUUCCACUCCCGGAAAGGCUGUGCCUUUCAGGAAAAGCCACCUACAGAGAUUAGGGAAGAGAAGAAAGAUGAUAAGGUAGAAAAGUUGCAGUUUGAAGAAGACGACUUUCCUUCUUUGAAUCCAGAAGCUGGCAAACAGAAUCAGCCAUGCAGACCUAUUGGGACCCCUUCUGGAGUGUGGGAAAACCCACCUAGUGCCAAGCAGCCCUCCAAAAUGCUAGUCAUCAAAAAAGUUUCCAAAGAAGAUCCUGCUGCUGCCUUCUCUGCUGCAUUCACCUCACCAGGAUCUCACCAUGCAAACGGAAACAAAUUGUCAGCCAUGGUUCCAAGUGUCUAUAAGAACCUGGUUCCUAAGCCUGUACCACCUCCAUCCAAGCCCAGUGCGUGGAAAGCUAACAGAAUGGAACACAAAUCAGGAUCCCUUUCCUCUAGCCGGGAGUCUGCUUUUACCAGUCCAAUCUCUGUUACCAAAUCAGUAGUACUGGCUGGUGGUAUAGUUUUAAGCUCUCCCAAAGAGAGCCCCGCCAGCACCACUCCUCCAAUUGAGAUCAGCUCCUCUCGUCUGACCAAGUUGACCCGCCGAACUACUGACAGGAAGAGCGAGUUCUUGAAGACUCUGAAGGAUGACCGGAAUGGAGAUUUCUCAGAGAGCAGAGACUGUGAGAAGCUGGAGGAUUCAGAGGACAACAGCACACCUGAACCAAAAGAAAAUGGAGAGGAAGGCUGUCAUCAGAAUGGUCUUGCUCUCCCCGUAGAAGAUGAAGGGGAGGUCCUCUCUCACUCUUUGGAAGCAGAGCACAGGUUAUUGAAAGCAAUGGGAUGGCAGGAGUAUCCUGAAAAUGAUGAGAAUUGCCUUCCCCUCACAGAGGAUGAGCUCAAAGAGUUCCACAUGAAGACAGAGGAGCUGAGAAGAAAUGGCUUUGGGAAGAAUGGCUUCUUGCAGAGCCGAAGUUCUAGCCUAUUCUCCCCUUGGAGAAACACUUGUAAAGCAGAGUUUGAGGACUCAGAAACGGAAACAAGUAGCAGUGAAACAUCUGAUGACGAUGCCUGGAAGUAGGCAUAUAAAUGCUUACUGUUAAAUCUGACCCAGUAAACUCGGCUUGUGUGUUUAGGGGUUAUACAGAAGAAAUCGUUCUUUUCCUUUUCUUAUGUUGUUGUUGAAUACUUCAUGCACAAGGGAAAUAAUCAUAUCCCAAAGAGAGAGAGAGCGAUUGGCUUGUUUAGCUUUUGUUGUUGUUCUUCCCUGUUAUCUGCUUAAUAGAACUUCGUGUGGUGGGAAAGAUUUUUAAAACACACAAACAUACACACAGUAUAUUUGGGGCAAUGCUCAGGUGGGAGCUGGCAGGGCAGAGAGGAGGAGACACUGGUCUGCAGCAGUAGCUUCUACUACCAGCCCUUGGGGCACUCACCCCUGUGCUCAAGCAAUCAUUGUCAAUGACAAAGUGACUAUUGAAUUUAUAAUUGUAUUAAAUUAAUGCUAAUAAUUUGGAUAUUUUAUUUUAUUUCUGGCUGCUCGGGUAACAUUAGCCCUUAACCCAGCAUAUAUGGUUCUUUCCCUUUUUUUUUUUUUUUCUUUCUGGGUACAGCUGUAAAAUAUUUGGAUAUAGGAAAUGUGUUAUUCUUGCAGCCUUGAUAUUCAGGGUGGAUUGUAAAAUAUACAUUUUUGUGAGAUUUCAAAGAUUAAGAUUAUUUUGAUAACAUUAUUUACAGAUUUAAAAGAUGUGGUUAUCACAAGUCUGUUGAGGGGGAAAACUACUGCAUAAAAUAACUAACUUGGAAUAAAUAUUUUGCAUCAGUUUGGAUUGUCUUGUGUAAGAAGUAUAUUUUCUUUAAAAUUAGAUGAGUGGAUUCUUUUUUAGGGGAAAUACUACUUUUAGAGGUCUGAGGGAAAUCUGAAUUCAGACACACCUGUUUCUCCUUUUAGCAGAUAUGUUUUUGAUGCAGAAAAACCUGUGCAAUAAACUACCAGUAAUAAAAUCAGAAACCCAAGUUUCCUUUCUGAAACUG
Messenger RNA from Physeter macrocephalus (sperm whale), 3625 nucleotides. It is a transcript of the gene GPBP1L1, whose product is annotated as GC-rich promoter binding protein 1 like 1. Gene Ontology annotation, molecular function: DNA binding; RNA binding. Gene Ontology annotation, biological process: DNA-templated transcription; positive regulation of DNA-templated transcription. Gene Ontology annotation, cellular component: nucleus. Bases 1251 to 2675 code for a protein of 474 amino acids. Lineage: Eukaryota; Metazoa; Chordata; Mammalia; Artiodactyla; Physeteridae. The transcript is spliced from 12 exons. The record is from RefSeq and is a predicted model, not a curated record.